Cydia splendana is the source of this 6848-nucleotide messenger RNA. RefSeq lists its product as uncharacterized. Gene Ontology annotation, molecular function: protein binding. Lineage: Eukaryota; Metazoa; Arthropoda; Insecta; Lepidoptera; Tortricidae. Bases 348 to 3614 code for a protein of 1088 amino acids. The record is from RefSeq and is a predicted model, not a curated record. The transcript has 5 exons.
UUUAUCUCGGUAUGCAGUGUUAUCACGGGAGUCGGCGAAGUCGCGCGGCGCUGCGGCGGCCGCAGCCCGCAGUCGCGUCGCGCGCACCGUGGCCUCCGCUCCUCUCGCGCCUCCUCCCAAACCUCUUAUCAAAACAUUCAGCCGCCGCUCGGGAUCGAUCCGCGAACGCGCUUGAUAACGUGACUGUGACUCCAGUGAUACCUACAGUGUUGUUGUGAAACAUGUGAUUGUCAAUUGGGUGCCUUGGAAUACGGGACGAAUUUUUGACAGCUGACACUUGACUAUUUUAAAGCUUCGUAUGUAAUGAGCGCGUGCGGUGCGACUCGAUGUACUCGUAAACGGUCAUCAUGCGCCUCUUCCGAGGGCCGAAGCGCAGGGAAGUGACCGGGCCGCGAGCCACAGCGACGCCGGCGCCGUCUCCGUGCCGAGACGCCGCUGGCGCCGGACCCCGCCCGCACGACUUCACCCUAGUCACGGCACUACCGGCUAUGGUCAUGGAGGACGACGUUAGGGAAAUGAAGAAAGUGUUCGCAACGUGGGGUCGUCGUAUGGGAAAAAAACUAGACAUGCUGAGAAAACCUGACGCAAAAGAAGCUUCACAAGAACAACCUAAUAAUGAAAGCUUUAAUGAGGAGUCCCCGAGGAGCAUAUCUGGCCAGUUCAAGAAAAAGCAGCAAUGGAAAAUGGAACGGAGCAGUUCUGAAACUACUUCCCUAAAAAGGGAUAACGACACUGAUUCCAUUAGAAGCGGAUCCCGAGAUCGAUCGCCUAGCCCAUUCAAAUCUUUCUUCCAUCGAAUGGGUUCAACGGGAAUGUUAAACUCAUCUAGGUCCCAAACACUAAAUAUCCAUAAAACAUCAGAAAACAGUUAUCCGGUGGCAAGUGGACCUACGCUUUAUCGAAGCUGUUCAACUUCACAUCUAUCUACGUAUGUUAAGGCUGAUGAUCCAUCUGAUGAUAUUGAUUUACAGAACGCUGAUAAUGAAAUUAAAAAGUCUCCUUCAAAGAAUAAUAAUAUUUUAACUGAAGAUGCGUUAAUGAAUUCAUCAAAGGCCAUUAGUUGUGAUAAUAUCCCUAAUCUUGAAGGACAAGGUAAUGGUAUGUGUAAAAAACCUAACUUUCCGUACGCCUUUUUAAGGUCUAAAUUAUCGGUUUUACCCGAAGAAAAUAGUAUGGCAUCACAACAACGAACGAGCAGCAUAAGGCAAAGUUACUCCGAAAGAAUAGAUAGAAAAUCACCAAAAUUUCGCAAAGACAGACUAUUUCUUUCCAAUUCUCGCUCCGAGGAACGAUAUCAAAGCAACGAUAGCAUCUCGGUUCAUGAAGACAUGAUGCUUAAUGCUGCCUUAAGAAAUGAAUACUCUGAUUUUAAUAGAAGUUCUAUGAGAAGUAUCAAUGAAAUCGAUGGCACGUACCCCGCACGGCGUGUCGAAGACGUUCACCGACGUUCGUCGAUGAUAUCGCAUAGGCCGCCUUUAGAUUACGAUCCAAUGCUUAUACCGAGAAACCGUAACAGUUUACCAGUAUAUGACUAUGGUCCGUAUUUUGGGUCCGUGAGGGACAUAAAAACUGAACUUAUGACAUCGUCUCAAAGUAUACAUCUCGGGCCAGAAAGUACUGAGAUUCUUCAGACUCAUCGACUAAGCAACUAUGUUAGUUCAAAUGAGUCUGGCUAUGACAGCGAUGGACGUCCUACAGAUGAACAUAGCAACCACUCACCGCCAGGAUACUCGAGUCAUAUAUCGCCAGGUACUGUGCGAGCGGAACCAAUUGAUACUACUGCAGAUGUAACGCAUGGUAAUUUUUUGAGACAAUUGAGCUUAAACCAUAAAAUCAACGUGAGUAGAGUACAUGUUCCUGCUAGACGGAGUUCUACACCAUGUGCUUUAUUUCCAAUAGAAAAUAGCAUGCCUUAUGAAUACGUAAACAAUAACAGGGAACAGUUUCAUAAGUAUCCCAAUAAUCCAUUACACGUUCUAGAUUAUAAUGAUGCUAAACCGCCACCGCUCCCAAAAAAGACAUUAAACAAAAAAAUACCUUUCGUUUAUAAAACUAUCACACUAGACGAACGUGUGGAAACACGAAAAAUUAAAUUACUUCAUUCCCAAGUAUUGCCAGUAGAACAUUCCUCUAAUCCCAAUCUCAGUACUUUAAUACCACCAGUGGACAAUGAAGGCCCCAGCAUUCCUGUACCAGAAACUGAUAUUUUUGGACGGGGACCAUGUACAAAGCGAUUCAGAAAGUUAAGAUUAAUAAAAUCAAGAUUAGAUGAAAGUCUCGGCGUUUAUUUAACACAACACAGAGUAGACUUCGAUAGCAGUGGAUCUAAUUUUGAGAUACGUUAUAUUGUGGUAAAACUAGAUUUUGACGGCAUAGCGCAUAGGGAUGGAAGACUGCGGAUCGGUGAUGAAAUAGUUAAUGUCAAUGGAAAAGUUCUAAGAGGUUUAUCAUCACUAAAAGAAGUGCAGCAUAUUGUUAACUCAUGUUCAUCUGAAGCAAAUUGCCAAGAAGGAGCACAAAAAUACCAAGUUGAUCUUGUUAUGGCCCAUGAUGAAAUUACUCCAGUAACAUUAAGUCGGAUAAUAAACAGACAUACUAGCGAUCAAAAUGUGAUAGCGCCUUCGACAUCUAACGUUCCACCUGAUAUAAUUUCGGAAACCAUUCAUAAACCCACGGCUUCAAAUCAAAUAACCAUUGAAACACAUUUUCCUAGUGAAAACCAAUUUUACAGUAAUUAUGGAAGUGGUACCAAUAGCACUACCAACAAUUUCCAACAUAGUACGCGACGACGAGAAACAGAAGUUCUAGGAAACAAUAGUCCUACAAUUCAACUAAAUCAAAAGAGUGAUGACGAAAAAUUAUUAGAGAGGGCUUAUCCGGCACCAUCAGCCACACUGCAAAAUAUUACAAAUAUCGAAAUAUCAAUGAGGUCUUCACCAACACCAAGAAACAGACAAUCAAAUAAUUAUAGACCUAUUUCUCUUCACAAUUCAAGGCCGCCUCUUAUGGUCGAGCAGUAUCCAACAAGUAAUGAAAACACAACAAAUGAGAUAAAGGAAAAAUCACCCCAUUACAUAAAACAUGUCCCAAGAUUAUACCAAAACCGAUCAUUUGAAAGCAUUCCUGAACAACUUCUGAGAAGUAGUAACAGAAGCAGAUUUUUCAAUAGGAUUGGUUCUCAACGCUGCUCUCCAACCCAUGGUCAUGUGUCUCGUCAGCAAGAACACGCAUUAAUGCAGAAUGAGAGUCACCAAAGUGGUAUUUAUUCGAACAAUUCUUUGCACUUCGCAGAAUUCUGGAAAGGACCUGGUCAUAAAAGUUUAGGAUUUAGUAUUGUUGGAGGGACCGAUUCCCCGAAAGGACACAUGGGAAUUUUCGUGAAAACUGUCUUUCCUAACGGACAAGCUGCUGAUAAGGGGACUAUCUUUGAAGGUGACGAGAUCUUGUCAGUCAAUAAUGUGCCAACCCGUGGACUGAGCCAUGCAGGGGCCAUAUCGCUUUUCAAACAAGUUAAAGAAGGAAAACUUGAACUGACGCUUUCAAGAAGAAGAGCACCUAGGUCAAGAUCUGUGGAACCUCUGGGUAAUUUCCGCUGCGACAAUCUAAAGGAGUGAAUAUUUGGCAGAUGAAUUAGAACCGCGAUAAAAACAAAGUUUGUAGGAAUUUUGAUUAAUUAUAAUUAGUGUGCAAUACUUUUUUUAUAAUAACUAACUGGAGUCAUGUAGAAAUACAAUUUUCUACAAUAACAUUCAAGUAGUAUUCAGAAGAGUGUCUUUUAUAAUAAUUGCGUUCAACGCAUAGUAUUGUACCUACACAAGACGCUAAAUGUUAUAACAAUCAUUGUACUGUAAUAUUAUCAAUGACUGUGUUCAUACCGAGUUGAAUCUACUUUUGCGACGUAGUCGCCAUACUAUAUGUACUAUAUAGUUAUUAUGUUUAAACUAUAGUACAUAAUAUUUACUUAAUCUAUAAGUCUCUCGUUGUUAAACGUUAAAUAUUUCAGUUUCUACUCUCCAACGAAACACGUAUUAUAACUGCGAUGUGUAUGAUGUCCAUGUAAGCUUUUAUGUAGCUAUGCAUAGUUUAGUACAUAGAUUUUAUAUCAUUUUAUUAUACAUAUUACGGAAUGUUGAUUGUAAAUAAUAUGUUGAAUUCAUACAGCAUUAAUGCAAAGUAUUGUUAUAGGACUAAAUAUAGUCGAAGACCUACAAUAAGACUGUAUUUAUGUUUAAUGUUUAUGAAAAACUACUAUAGAAUUUCGUAAUUUGUAUGUGUAAUUUUUUCGUUAUAUUGUUUUGUUAGGCAAGCUAGAUCUCGUUGAAACCUAACCGAUAGGUGUACACCAUGCUAGUAAGAAUGAUUAUUGAAUAUGUAGCUGUUGUCAUAGUUAAUGGAUUUUUAGUGUAUCUAUGCAAAAAGCAACUAUGAUUUAUGAUACGUGGAUGUCCGUUGAUUUUCUUUGUAUCUAUCAGGAGCCUUUUGUAAGUUAAAUAAUGUAUACUAACAUGACAUGUACUCGAUAUUUCGUAUAUCUUAUAUAGACUGAUCUUUUUUUAAUUUGAGUAGGCACCUUAAAUACUACCAAAGUUAGACAUAAUUUCGCAACUAUAACAGACUUAUAAAGUUAUAACCAUCCUUAACAAAUCCGAAAUAGGCUGGAUAUUAAAACCAAAACAAAAAAGUGCUAUGACUCUAUGAGUUCUUAUUGUGCAAAUUACAUUUCAUUCCUAUCCUCACUCUCAUCCUAGAUUCCAUAUAAGCUAACUGUUACCGACUUCGACGUGACAAAGUGUGGAAGUUUCACAAUUAACGUCAUAUUUUCAUAUAAAUUUGACGUUUAUGAUGACACUCCGAACUUUGUCAUUGAAAAGUUCGUACAAAAUCAACUUGGUCUAAGUCUAGUAAAAUACUUUACCCUUUUCGCCGCCAUUGACUUGAUGUAAAGUAUGUACAUUUUGUGCCCCAAACGCCACGACUUCAUAUGUUAUACGGGUUGUUUACGUGCAAUUUGUGCCUCGGCGUUGAGGACACUUUAUUACUUCAUUAACGUGGCGGCGAAAAGGCUAAUUAAUAAUUAAAAAAAAACUAAGAUGAAAGUAGGCAAAUACAGGCACAAUUAAAACUAAAUACACAUAAGAACUUCAGAAUUUUGUACACUAUAUCGUCAAAAUUUUAGUCACGUCAGAUGACCAGAUUAAACGUGACAGUCCAAUUCUAAACUACCUACUCAUGUUACCUACUACAAUAUUCAAGUUGCAAUUUAGAUAACUGCACAGUCAGUUUCUUAUUUACAAGACAAUACACCGAUAACUUGACCUGCUAAUUAAUACAGUUAAGAGUUUUUUUUUUCGAGCCGAUAUAAAACUACGAUACGAGACUAAUCUGACGAUAUAGACUUUUUAAAUGAAAUGUAUAUAUGAGAAAUGUAGGCCAAAUUUAGUGUAAAAAUCAACUUAAUACGACGAUGCUUCCAUCCAUAUUACAACGUGCUUUUAAACGUAGGUUUAAUAAAUCUGUAACGAUUUGUUUUGUUUACAGUUUUUACACAAAACACCGAUUAGCUCCGUCCAAUUAAAUUGUUAAUAUGUCAAUUGUUCAAAUAAGUAUAUACCUAUCCUCACCCUUAUUGUAAUUCAGAUACAGUUUGAAGUUAUUAGGAGAGCUCUAGUAAAGCUGGUUAUACCUAUUAAUAGUAAAACACAUCGCACUAUGCUCUUCAAGCGUAAUUGCGCAUAAAUACCUGUUUGAAGCAAAAUGUAUUAUUAUUUAACUAUUACAUUGCGCAGGCCAUUGCAAAAUAGCCAGCCAAAGUAAUAUAGCUGAAUUAUGCCUACCCUGUGGUUUCGGUGAAUAUUAGUGCUGGACUGUUGGUGCAUCAUAUACUCUAAACAUUUCUCGAAUGUCCUCCUCCUGACGACUAGGUGUCAAAAUUUAGUAGGACGCAAGUCGUCAGGAGACUAGUAUUAUUGUGUGAUAUUUUUGAUUUGAAUAUUCAUCGAGCGAACUUUAUUUAAUCGUGUAAAGAUAUAUUAAAGUUGUAAAUUAACUAGUGAAUUUCCUUUAAUGAUUACACUACUACAGUGUUUAGUUUUUCUUAUUGGCUAAUCCACUUCACAGCGUACUUGACACAAAAGCAAUUGUUAGGUUUACCACAAAACACAGAAAUGACCACGUAGUAAAAAGAAGUUAGAAUCUUAGAGGUCCAAAGGAUUAUCGACUAUCUUUAUUAACUAUAGAUAUAGAUUACAAUAAUAAGUUAAGAACCACGCCUGGCGUCUACCGUCUACCCGAUAAGUGACCAUUCUCAUAUUAGUUUAUUACGUGGUCAUUUCCAUGUUUUGAGGUAAACAAAACAAUUGCUUUUUGUGUUCUCAAGUACGGUGUGAAUUGGAUUGGCCAAAAAGAAAAACGAAACACUAUUACUUACUUAAAUUUCUCUUAAUACAUAUAAAUUCAAAUUAAAAGUACCACAAAUCAGCUUGGACCAAACCAUAGGAAGUAAGCAGUUUAAAGGGCUAAUCAAUCUAAUCAUGGAAUAAAUUCAACAUUUUUUAACAAGAUAAUUAGUUCAAAGAAUUUACAAUGCACCAAUCUAAGUAAAAUCUUCGCCAAACCACGAUGAGAGCCGCAGAGUAAAGUCAAACCAGGUAUAUUUUGCGAAACGUUGCCAAUAGGCAAAUAAGUACCUGUCAAACAAUCUAACUCAUCCAAUUGUUAUGUAAUAUUUACUACAUACCGUGUACAGUAUUGAUUUGUAAUAAAUUUUCCAGUAAACAACAUUUGUAAAGAAUUUAAAUGAUUAUAUACUUAUGGCUUCAUUCCUAUCAAAAUAAAACAAUUCGAAAUAA